AUGGCUGCAGCAGCAACUGGGUGGUGGGUCGGUAGGACGGAGGGCGGGGAGGCGGCUGUGGUGGUGGUGGUGGCAGGGGAGCCCUUUGGGGGCAUGCCAGAUAUCCAGUGGAUGAAUCUAGAUCCUGUCAAGCUGAUGGAGGAGCUGAGUCAGUUCACUCGACUGGAAGGAUUUAAGGAGAUGUUGGACAAAGCACAGGUGGGACAUGCCUACAUGAACAGGCCGUGUUUAGACCCCUCCGACCCUGACUGCCCUCUCAGUGCGCCCAACAAGGAGCUAGGAGAGAGUCCUGACAUUGCCGGGCGUCUCCAGGGUGGUUGCCAUGGUUUCAGCCGGAAGUUCAUGCACUGGCAGGAGGAGCUGAUCCUGGGAGGUCGGGUCAAGAGCAGCCAGGAUAUUCUGCUGAGUGCGGAGGCUCUCCAAACCAUGUUCCUGUUGAUGAGUUCUAAGCAGCUGUACGAGCACUUUAAAGACGACUACGAGAUCCACGACAUAAACUGGAAUGAAGAUAAGGCCACCGCCAUCCUGGAGUCCUGGCAGAGGAAGUUUGUGGAGGUGGUCCACCAGAGUAUCCCAUCCAACUCCAGCCAGUCCAUCCAAGGUUUCUCCACCACCACCCUCAACGACAUCAUGAAAUCAUUCUCCGAUGUCAGCGUCAUCAGGGUGGCCGGAGGAUACCUCCUCAUGCUCGCCUAUGCCUGUGUGACCAUGCUAAGGUGGGAUUGUUCCAAGUCCCAGGGUGCAGUGGGGCUGGCCGGGGUGCUGUUGGUGGCUCUGUCAGUGGCCGCAGGACUGGGUCUCUGCUCACUGCUUGGCCUCUCCUUCAAUGCUGCCACUACACAGGUGCUUCCCUUCCUGGCCCUUGGAAUUGGUGUGGAUGACAUGUUUCUGUUGGCUCAUUCCUUCACAGUGGCUGGAACUAACAUCCCCUUUAAGGAACGGACAGGAGACUGUUUGCGUCGCACCGGCACCAGCGUGGCCCUGACUUCCAUCAACAACAUGAUCGCAUUCUUUAUGGCUGCUCUCGUACCCAUUCCGGCCUUGCGAGCAUUCUCUUUGCAGGCAGCCAUUGUGGUCGUGUUUAACUUCGCCAUGGUGCUGCUCAUCUUCCCUGCCAUCCUGAGUUUGGACCUCCACCGACGCGAGGACAAGCGAUUAGAUGUCCUCUGCUGCCUGUACAGCCCCUGCUCUGACCGCGUCAUCCACCUGUCUCCUCACGAGCUGUCGGACGCUGAGCAGCCGCCCACGCCUACCACGGCAACGACGCACACGCACCAGUACUCGGCGGGAUCCACAAUCACCACCAGCACUCAAAUCACCACCACGGUGCAGGCGUUCACGCAGUGUGACGCAGCAGGACAGCAUAUUGUCACAAUCUUACCACCUACCUCACAGAUCUCCACCAGCCCGCCCUCCGUCAUCGUAUGCCCCACGUCCCAUCCUCAAGCCGUCACACCUUCCCCCACCACCACCUCAGUGCCAGACCCCUAUGGCUCCCAACUCUUCACCCCUACCUCCAGCUCCACACGGGACCUCCUAGCCCAGGUGGAGGAUUCCAAAUCGGGAAAGGAGUGCGUCCCACUCCCUUUCAUGCACUGGAACCUUUCCAGCUUCGCCAGAGAUAAAUAUGCCCCUCUGCUCCUCAAGCCUAAAAGCAAAGCCAUCGUGGUGGUUCUCUUUCUGGGCCUCCUGGGUCUCAGCCUGUACGGGACCACCAUGGUGCAUGACGGCCUCUACCUAACUGACAUUGUGCCACGUGACACCAAGGAGUAUGACUUCAUCGACGCCCAGUUCAAGUAUUUCUCCUUCUACAACAUGUACCUGGUCACUAUGGAUGGAUUUGAUUACGCCCGGUCACAGAGGCUGCUGAUUCAGCUGCACAACGCCUUCAACUCUGUGAAAUAUGUGGUCAGAGACAGCGACAGCAAACUGCCCCGCAUGUGGCUGCACUACUUCCAGGACUGGCUCAGAGGUCUUCAGUCUGCUUUUGAUGCUGACUGGCUCGCAGGCAGGAUUACCUCUGACAGCUAUCGUAACGGCACAGAGGACGGAGCGCUGGCGUACAAGCUUCUCAUCCAGACCGGCUCCAAGAAAGAGCCUUUCAACUACAGCCAGCUGACUGCUCGUCGGCUGGUGGAUGCAGAGGGUUUGAUCCCUGCAGAGGUGUUCUACAUUUACCUCACAGUCUGGGUCAGUAAUGAUCCUCUGGGCUACGCAGCCUCCCAGGCCAACUUCUACCCCCAUCCUCGUGAGUGGAUUCACGACAAGUAUGACACCACAGGAGAGAAUCUACGCAUCCCAGCUGCAGAGCCCCUGGAGUUUGCUCAGUUCCCCUUUUACCUAAACGGACUUCGCCAGGCCAGCGAUUUUGUGGAGGCCAUCGAGAGCGUGCGGUCCAUCUGCGACGAAUUUAGCCGCAAAGGCGUGUUAAACUACCCUAACGGAUACCCAUUCCUGUUCUGGGAGCAGUACAUUGGCCUCAGACACUGGUUCCUGCUGGCCAUCAGCGUGGUUCUGGCCUGCACCUUCCUGGUCUGUGCAAUGCUCCUGCUCAACCCCUGGACUGCCGGCAUCAUUGUGUUUAUCUUAGCUAUGAUGACAGUGGAGCUGUUUGGCAUCAUGGGUCUAAUUGGCAUCAAGCUGAGCGCCAUCCCUGUAGUCAUCCUGAUCGCCUCGGUGGGCAUCGGAGUGGAGUUUACCGUACACAUUGCACUGGGCUUCCUGACAGCGAUUGGCAACAGAAACAAGCGCUCGGCAGUGGCUCUGGAGCACAUGUUUGCUCCGGUGGUCGACGGAGCGAUCUCCACGCUGCUGGGCAUUCUCAUGCUGGCAGGGUCAGAGUUUGACUUCAUCAUGAGGUAUUUCUUUGCUGUGUUGGCCAUCCUCACUCUUUUGGGGAUGCUGAACGGCUUGGUUCUUCUGCCGGUCCUCUUGUCCUUGAUGGGACCCCCGUCUGAGGUCACCCUGGUUGAUAAUGCCAGCCGCCUGCCGGUGCCUUCCCCUGAACCCCCACUGCCUCCACCGAUGACCCACCAUGGAUACUACACCGGCCACCACAACCCGCGGGUGUCUCGUCAACAGGCUUUUUCAGAGUGUUCAGACUCGGAGUAUUACUCGGAGAUGACCACCACCUCAGGGAUCGGGGAGGAGGAUUACAAGUACUGUGAUCGGAGUGCGUACAUAGAAUCCGGCCUUCCAACUGCAACAUCUCACAUACUGCUGGAAGCCAGCAAGAACCCAAGCUUCCCCAAACUUACGGUGGUGAAGCCGUUCAGAGAAAAUGCAGCAGGAACUGGUGGAAGGAUCGAACCGCUAAAUGAAUCUUCCCACAAUGGAUCCCAGGUUACAUGCUGGGAUGGAAACAAGCAGCCGGGCCUCCAGAGACUCUCGGCACAACACUUACCAAGCGAGAGACCUCACUUACAUGGGAGGACUUGUCAAAGCGGCCCCAGGCUGCAGAACGGCAGAGGGCCUCAGCCAAACAGGACUAAAGGGCCAAGCUAUACUAAUAGCAGCUCCGCCCUGCCGAUGCAACAAGUCUCCAUGGGGGGACCUGUUACCAUGGUAACAGCCACAGCUUCGGUGACAGUGGCUGUGCACCCUACCUUGCCGGGGGCGGCUUACCAAGGCUACAUGCAUGAAGGUUUUGAAACGGACAGUGAGUCGGACUAUUUUGAGGCUGCUAAGAGGACUCGUGGUGACAAAACAAACUUUUCUUCAUGUAAAAGAGACUCUUUAGAGCUCCAGGACUUGGAAGCAACACAGAGCCAGACAGAGCAUAAACUCGGCAAGACACAAGGUGGGUUGAGGAUCCAGGUAACUAAAGAUUGCUAGACUCUCUCACAAGCCUUCUGUCUCCGAGUCUCUGGCUGCUGCCCCUGAGCACCUUGACGCCUGGCAUCGCGUCACGUCUUGAACUCUCAACUGUACAUAGAAUUCUUACACAAAGGAGAGGAUUUAUUUCAUGGACAUAUUAAGAAAAAAAGGACGUUUUAAGAAUUAUAUAAAUCUAUGAGUAUAUAUUUUAAUACUAAAAAAGAAGGAAGCUAUUUAAAAGAGUACUGUAUAACUUGGGUAUACUCUUGUGUAAAAGUUCAGAUGUAAAAGAUUAUUUUUUUCGUGGAGCGGUUGAUUUUCUUUUCGCCCCACAGUGUAUAGAAUAAAAUGUGCUAUAUGUAAAAAGUGUCCACAAAAAGUCAGAUGUUAUUAAGAUAUUCUUUUUUUUCCUUUUUUGCUGCUACACUUCAAAAUAAUUGUAAGUGAUUUGCCUUAAAAAAAAUGCAGUACCCCCUCUUCCCCCUCUGGUUUAAUUCAGUAUAUUAUAAACAGUAUUUUACUGUGAGAUGUUCUGUAUCUGACACACUCUCUGUUGUAUUUCAAUUAUAGAUCUUCUUUGUCUAAAAGCAGAGAAUUCGACAGCACCUACUGUUUUCAGUAGUAACCGUCGUGCCUUCAAUUUGUCCCGUUUUUCUUAUUAUCACAGCAAUCAGCGCUCAGUAUUAUGUCCUCUCGCUUUGGUGUUAAUGUGUUUUGUCUCGUCCAGACACAGAAUGUUUGUCAAGAAGCAGUAGUCGACCGUCAUCUGUCCAUCUAUCUGGCAGUGUCACACCUAAGUCUAUUUUAAUGUCAAAUCUUUUUCUGGGUGUCCCAACAUCCUCUGCAGUUUUAAACUACUUGAAGGAGCUGUGAUAAGAUUUUAUUUUCUUCAGCAGUUUUUGUAAGCUCUACAGUGGGUGAAGUUCACAUUUGUCACUUUGUGUUUGACAAUUGUUCACCUACUGAUAUUACUUUGAAAGGGAAUUAUAAAAAAUCGAAUGAAAGGGAGUGAUUUUAUUUUGUAAUAAUAAUAAUUUUCUUCUUUUUUCUUUGCUGGCUGCCUUAGGGUUGUAACACGUUCAUGUUGUUGCAAAUAUUAUGUAAACUGGUUUAGUCUUUAUAAUGCUCCAACCUGCUCACUUUCUAAUUUCUCACUCUUAUGCUAAUUCAAACCUCAUAAUAUUACACAAUACAAUUCCUUCUUAGGACUCUCAUGUAAUUUUUACGCUUUACAACGUUUUCGUUGUUGUUAUUGUUGUUCAAUAUUGGUCUCAUCACUGCCAGGUUAAAUUGCAGGGAAAAACUUGCGGAUCUAUUUUUUAAUAUCAUUUUUUCUUUUAAGUGGCAGCUUUGGUUUCUUUUGUACAUAUGAAAGAAAAGUUAAGUAGCUACUGUGCAGUUAUGAAUAAUUAAACAGAAUGAGCAAAGCACCAUUCACAGUUUAUCAGACCAUAGACCGCCAGCAGGUGUUGUCAUACAGCGGUGAGGAGUGUAAAAGGGAGGGGGGUCGAGGGGGAAGCUCCUGCAUUGGUUUGUAGUUUAUUUCAAGAAAAAAUGUUAAUGUCAUGCCAUAUAAAUUAUUUAUAUUAAAAUUUUAUUUUUGUAGUUUGUACAGAUGUUAGUAUCUAGA
Molecule: messenger RNA, 5446 nt
Organism: Notothenia coriiceps (black rockcod)
Lineage: Eukaryota; Metazoa; Chordata; Actinopteri; Perciformes; Nototheniidae
Gene: ptch2
Product: patched 2
Exons: 19
Coding region: 1-3834 (1277 amino acids)
Biological process (GO): negative regulation of smoothened signaling pathway
Cellular component (GO): plasma membrane
Molecular function (GO): hedgehog family protein binding; smoothened binding; hedgehog receptor activity
Source: RefSeq, a predicted model, not a curated record